AUGUCGACACCGUCACCGAUGAAGCUUUCGCACCUCGAACGGCUCCCAGCAGAACUGUUCAACCGUAUCUUAGACGAGCUGGUGGUAGUUGGAGACUCCACAGGGAACUUCCGGGUUUUCUUCCAGGAUUACUUCCACGGCGCUAAUUACCGCAUUCGGCCCAUUAUUCAGACCGCGGUUCUACGGCUAAACAAACGCAUCCACCAAUUGGUGAAGUCAUACCUCGACCGCAGGAACACAUGGAUCGUAUUUGAUAUCGACUGUACCAGUAGGAAGCUCUUAUGGAUCUGGCGUAUUGUCCCUUGCUUCAUUAUCGAUGAGCCAGAGUCACAAGCUCUACCCGAAGGGAUCCUGCACGUUCGGAUUAAAUUUCCCACCGUGGCCCGAACACCGCGUCGAUUGACGUUCCUCAUCACGAUGGAGUGGUUCCAGUCCUUCCUCGAGUGUAUCCGGAUAGUGGAUCUGAUGAUUAGCUUCAGAGGCCCAGAGGGUCGAAAUCUUCCCCGACUGCCGAGUUCCGGGAAACGAAGCAGUGCCGCUUGUCGAAUCUCACAUGGCACAAGUAUAAUCGUCCACGUGCAUCCAAAUCACCCUGAUGUGGAUAUGGAAGCAUUUUUGGAACUCUUUCGGAUGUUCCAUGGGCCAUUGCAUGAGCUGUCUAUUAUCGGCGCACGAAACACAAGCUCCGCACGCGAAAUCGAGAAAUCCCUCACGCAACCACGUCACGUCCCGGACUUAACACUAUGGGAAGUCUACAUGCACCUGCUACGGUUGAAAACAGAAGCUGAUAGGCAUCUGACGCAACAUGCCAGGCUGCAUGGCAGCCCUCUAUACCUAAUUGCACGACGGCUACCUCAAUUCUGGCGGUUCAAAGAUUGUACACCCUGGGCGGGAAGUUUGAGCGCUGCUGCUCGGAAUAUCCCUUUUGUUGCGCUGCUCGUCACUGGAGUGCGUCUCAACGAAAUGCUGGCAGAUGCUUGUAUAUUAAAGGGAACACUAUGUGUGGACGCUGCCGCCUGUCGACGCCACUAUACCUCGCACCCGUUCAAGCGGGUCCUUUCAUCUUUUCGUGGAUCUGCGACCGCAUACAUCUACAUAGUAACGGGAUUGCAUAAGAUGCUAUGCACAGUUGCGCGUGGUGCUGACGCGCCUGGACGAACAAUGAGCGAACAGAUCUCCAUGAUUAAUGAAGGAGCAUCGGAUAUUGAGUAUGGCUGGCGAAUCCUUGAACGUGUUAAUCGCAACACCACAUCUCAACCCUCCUUGUUCUCCCGAAUGAGCCACGAGAUUGCAGGUGUUGUACUCAAGCCACUCGAAGACGAUUGCCGCCUGCGCUUCCAAGUGAUUGUCGAUCUCCUGAACGGACAUCGCGAGUGGCUCAUGAAAAAUGUCAAGGCCGUUAAGUGGAAAGUCCAGAGUGGUGCAAUCCCCAGCUGCCUAAAGGAUCGUGGGCUAUUGGAAAUACUUCCUAACUACUCGGAUAUGUCAUCAGUGGAGCGUGAGCAAUUUCUAAUUGCGGACGAAUUCCGAGUGGCGUCCGACAUAGGAGACUUUUACCUAGUGUAG
Molecule: messenger RNA, 1566 nt
Organism: Trematosphaeria pertusa
Lineage: Eukaryota; Fungi; Ascomycota; Dothideomycetes; Pleosporales; Trematosphaeriaceae
Exons: 1
Coding region: 1-1566 (521 amino acids)
Source: RefSeq, a predicted model, not a curated record